UGCUCUUUGUUUCCUCCGCCUCGUCGUUCAUUCAUUUAUAUUAUUAUGCAAAUAAGCUUCUCCUAAUUCUGCACUCACUUCACCUUUCCUCGGUCGUUUCACUAUAUUCUAUACUAUCCAUUUAUCAUUUCUACAACUACUUUUUAACUUAAGAUGACGCAGAAACUAUCAGAAAAUGAAGAGAAGGAUGACACUGGUUACUAUACACCGAAGAAUAUAUUGAAUCCUGCUAUGUUCCGGCUGGCGGAGAUAACUCGUGCCUUAAGCGAAGUUAAUAUGGAAGUUGAAAAGGAAAAGCUGUUUGAUGAUAGAAGACAUACUAUAAAUGUGGACCAGUUCACCCGAGAAGAAAUUGAUAUCAACGAAAGAAACAAUGAAUCUCCAGAUGCUAUCGAAAUUUUAGAUCGAAGAUCUGAGAAGCAACACUGCAAAUGGACCACGAAGCUGAAGAACAACGAGGACACAAUAGCCAAAGUCUUGAUUAUUUGCCUCAUUAUAUCUAUCACUUUAUUAAUGUUAAUGCUGAUUUUCUGGAGUUGAGUUAACAGAGAUGAACGUUGUUUAUCAGUUUUCAAUGUUUAUUUAUUUCAUAACCCAUUAAAAAGUAAAGAGUUGAUAAUUUA
Messenger RNA from Caenorhabditis elegans, 623 nucleotides. RefSeq lists its product as uncharacterized. The coding region runs from base 154 to 540 and encodes 128 amino acids. NCBI's taxonomy places the organism in Eukaryota, Metazoa, Nematoda, Chromadorea, Rhabditida, Rhabditidae. The record is from RefSeq and is marked reviewed. The transcript is spliced from 3 exons.